GUGUGUAAAUGUAUGAAUACUGUAUAUCCCAGCCAACACGCACGGCAUACGCACUGGAAAACUCAAAUGUCUCGUGUGAGCAUCCGGGUUACUUUUGGUGACAUCCGAAGGGGAAGCGAUUCUUUUUGGCAAAACGGAUCCACCUUAACGACAGACAGACACAAGCUAAACACGUCGCGGUAUCCGUAGUCAGCAUGGAUUUCCCUGAAGCUAAAGCACAACUUCUGCUGCUGAUAAAAAGAGUCCAACCUUCACAACGCCCUAAACUCAUUGACUGGAUCAGAACCUCCGAUGAGCUCGGCGAUGCACUGGUGGACAACAACAAGGUCAUCUUGCGGAGCAUCGCUGAUGACCUGAGGGCCAGCCUGCCUCAGGACGCCAUGUUGGCAUCUGAGACAAACGUUCAGAAAAAGAUGCAGCAGCGGUCGCAUCCGACAGUCCACGUGGAUGCCUUCCUCUACGAUGACGAGCACGUGGAUGCUCUGUGUGAGGCGGGAACCAUGAGUCGCUGCUACUGUCUCAAGUGUGGAUCAAGAAGGACUGCACCUCUAGAGUUUGUGUCCCACUCGUUCUCCAUGUCCGAGCUCUUCUUCUUGUUCCACAAUAUUCUGCCGGAUCUGAGUGGCCGAAUGUUGGUGGAUGUCGGAUCACGUCUGGGUGCGGUGCUGUACGGGGGCUAUGUUUACAGCUCAGCGUCCAGAUUGGUCGGCGUGGAGCUCAGCGAGGAGUUUGUUCGCCUUCAGAACCAAAUAGUACACAAGUACAGAAUGAGCGACAGAGUCCAGGUUGUCCACGCUGACGUGUGCACGCAGACCGCUUUGCUCCAGAGUGCGGAUGUUGUGGUGAUGAACAACGUCUUUGAGUAUUUCAUGGAGCCGAGCCAGCAAGUCAGAGCCUGGAAGUUGAUCAUGCAGACGUUCAGGAAGAAGGGUUCUCUGCUGGUGUCAGUCCCCAGUCUGGAGGAGAGUCUAAACACUCUGAAGGAGGCGGUGCCAGACGAUUGGGUAGAGGAGCUUCCUCUGGACUACAACGUUUACACGGCACAUGACGUAGACCCUGAGACUCUCCGACAGAUCCACCUUUACAGGGUCAUCUAACAUGGACUCGGCUAGUUCCAGAACCUGCCCUUGGACUAUUAUCAUUUGUUUCCUGAUCCACUUUGGACUGGUUCCAUGGAUUUGUUGAGACCAGGUGUUGAUGGCUCCAUGCGAAUAAGUCCAAAUAAAAUAAGACAUUUGCUUUUUGAGAGAUGGGUUCACAUCACAGACAACUCAGCCAUUAAAUGACUGCACAGUGGAUGAGUGUUUAGCAUGUUGGCCUCACAGUCAGGAAAUUUGGGUUUGAACUUGUGUAGAUUUUUUCCAGAUACUUCCUCCCACAUUCCAAAAACAUGCAUGUUAUAUUUAUUGUAUAACUAGUGUAAAUUGUCCCUAAGUGAAUACUGAGAGCGGUGCUUCUAACUUGCAAUUCUCUACUAGCGUGAGGAGCUAGAAUUCUCGUUGACUUGCUAUUUAGUUAGCCGCGUAGUAUUUGUGAACAAUGGAGACUGAAGCGACAUCCAGAUUAUUGAUAUAUGAUUGAUUUCGGUGAAUAACAACGCGCCAUAUUUGACUGUAACGGCAACGACAUAACAUUUGAAAUAGUCAUUCAUUAGAUAACCCGUUAAUGUAAAACAAUGCCUUUAUUUUUAACACUAUUAUCCCCAACACUAUAAGCGUCCUGUGAUUGGCUGGUGAUCAGUUCGGGGUGGAGCCCAUAGACUUUGAUGCCACAUCGAGCGCUGAGUCGUACGCCAACAUUACCGCCAUAUUGGAUGGGUCAAAGCUGCGCUGUAAAUGAAUACAAGUAAAUGUAAUGGGAAACAAUCACAUUGUUUUUGGUGCUUAACUGUUUCCAACGUGUAUUAGUGCGUGUGUGAAUAUAUAAACGAGAGGAAUUAACUUAAAUUUCCUUGUAGAAAGGCUCUUUA
Messenger RNA from Dunckerocampus dactyliophorus (ringed pipefish), 1969 nucleotides. RefSeq lists its product as uncharacterized. The transcript has 8 exons. Lineage: Eukaryota; Metazoa; Chordata; Actinopteri; Syngnathiformes; Syngnathidae. The record is from RefSeq and is a predicted model, not a curated record. Gene Ontology annotation, molecular function: S-adenosylmethionine-dependent methyltransferase activity. The coding region runs from base 195 to 1097 and encodes 300 amino acids.